CCUGUUGUCGUGCGUUUCCGCCGCGACCAGACAGCAGACCACUCGCCAGCCUGCAGCCUUGGCUAUAAAACAAUGCGUGCUGCGGCUUCCCCUCACUCCUGGCACGCGUCCGGCCGUUGCCACCUUCAUGUUGUUCUUCUCCCUUGCCGACAUCAUCGAUACCUGACAAACAGCCACAGGUGAACUUAUCGCCAGCUGCAGCCUCCCGUCAUUUCCCACCUGAAUUCCGUCUGUCAAUAGAGCUCCCCUGAACCCACCUGCCCAGCUCCACGGGCCAUUACGUCACCGCCACACAACCCCAGCUUGCCCCUCUCGUCAAAUCCAAACAUCACCACCGCCACAACCACCAGGAUGGCUGAGGACCCCAAUACCAGCGGCGCCAGCGCCGAGGAGCAGCCCACCGUCGACCGCACCCCCAUCUCGCCCUCCCGGACCGAACGCAAGAACUCGCUCGAGCAGCACCUGAUGCACCGCCCGGAGCGUACAGAGCUGGUUGACCGCAACAUCCUCCCGGCCUCAACAGCCGCGCCCGCACUCCAGGCACACCAGAAGGAGCUCGAGCGCCACUUCAAGGUCGACACCCUCAACGACAAGAUUGCCCACCGCCCGACGCCCGACGAGUUGAUCAAGAAGGGCGUGCUCGACGAGGACCCCCGGACCGCCGAGGAGAAGUAUAUGGAGGCGAUCGAGGACGAGUACGCCAAGCGGGAGGGUGGUGCUUGAUUGAGAAGGCCUGGCUCUAGGGGGUUUUCUCAACAUUUUGGUCCCUUGCCGUCUUCAUUCGCGCCUCUCCUGGGUUGUCUGCUGGAGGCCCGGAGCUCAACUUUUGGCCUUUCCUUGGUAUACCGGCUGGUACCACAGUCCCACUCGUGCUGUUGCUCAAUGUAGUGUAGUGCGCUCUGAUUAAUGGAAGUCGGGGCAUUUUUGGUUGUCCCUGUGACACCUUGAUCCAGGGCGUAGUCGUACAAGAGGAAGCACCGGGGUUUACCACGUUUGCCUUUGCCGAGCAAUUAUAGUACUUUGCACCCGUGUCUUCAUUGGGCUACUUUCUUCUUUCAAUGACUGCCCUGGCUGCGGAGCCCUCCAGCCGUGUUUCAUUGCUUCUUUGGGAGCAGACACAUCACGCAGAAAAGUCCAGGUAGCUCCGUGGGUAUAUGUUUGUAACGCGGGCAUCUAAAUGGGAUUGAAGCCGUAUAUGAUUGUCCAUACGGCUCACUCACCCCAACGCACCAUGAUCCCCUUGGCCUUGGGAUAGAGGCCGCCACAGACCUCGAGAAGGGAUUGGAAUUGACAAUGCACGAGACAAGCCAAGGAUGGAAACCGCCGAGUAGGAUCAAUCAAC
Messenger RNA from Gaeumannomyces tritici R3-111a-1, 1342 nucleotides. RefSeq lists its product as hypothetical. The coding region runs from base 352 to 723 and encodes 123 amino acids. The transcript has 3 exons. The record is from RefSeq and is a predicted model, not a curated record. Lineage: Eukaryota; Fungi; Ascomycota; Sordariomycetes; Magnaporthales; Magnaporthaceae.